This is a messenger RNA of Saprolegnia diclina VS20, 453 nucleotides long. RefSeq lists its product as hypothetical. The coding region runs from base 1 to 453 and encodes 150 amino acids. The record is from RefSeq and is a predicted model, not a curated record. Lineage: Eukaryota; Oomycota; Saprolegniomycetes; Saprolegniales; Saprolegniaceae. The transcript has a single exon.
AUGAUCUCGCUGGCGCAUGUCAAGUCGAGCCAGGCCGAGGCCGAGAAGGCCGUGCUCGCCCGCAGGAUAGCCUGGCCCGGCGGCAAGCUUGUCUCCAACAAGGAAGAGGCCCUGCGCAAGUUCUUGGAGCGGAAGAAGGCAAUCGCCGAAGGGCGGUCGACGUCAUCGUCCGCGUCGGCAAGCCCAUCCAAGGCGUCGUCCCACGAAACGACAUUCCACGUCAAUGGUCGCAAGCGCACCGUAGGACACAAGGUGCAGCCGCAUGGCCCGUCCAAGGCGCUGCACACGAAGAAGCGCGACUACAAGCACACGAAGAAGGACACGACAACGUUCAAGACCACCAACUUCAAGGCCGCCGCCUCCUCGAAAGGAAAGGCGCCCGCAAAGCCGCUGCCGACUGUGAGCAAGCUCUCCAUGUCCCUCGACGACAUUGUGCGCAAGUCGAGCAAGUGA